Molecule: messenger RNA, 1388 nt
Organism: Acanthochromis polyacanthus (spiny chromis)
Lineage: Eukaryota; Metazoa; Chordata; Actinopteri; Pomacentridae
Product: synapse-associated protein 1-like
Cellular component (GO): synapse; cytoplasm
Source: RefSeq, a predicted model, not a curated record
GCUCGAAUUGUUUUUUUUUUCCUGUUUUUCUUCAUUCCACAGCGACGGUUUGUUUCCAGCAGGAUGUUCCGAGGUUUAGGGACGUGGCUGGGUCUGGAGAACCUGACAUACACCAAGUCGUCGGAUGACAAAGAAGAGCUGAUAGUGGAGCAGGAAGAAAAGGUGGUGGAGGCUCAGAACGAGGUAAACAAACAGCAGCCAGUUGAGCAGGACGAAGAUCAAGAGGCGAACCAGGAAAACUCGGAGCAGGGCAAAGGACUGGGAGAUUACAUCUUCAGCUUCGCUUCCAGUGCCACCAAGAAGAUCUCAGAGUCUGUGGCAGAGACCGCUCAGACCAUCAAGAAGAGCGUGGAGGAGGGGAAAAUUGAUGUCAUCAUAGACAAGACCUUUUUAGGAGACUUCCAAAAGGAACAAGAGAAAUUUGUCCAAGAGAAGAAGGCAAAGAAAUCAGAAGCAGCAGUGCCUCCGUGGGUCGGCUACAAUGAGGAAGAGACGAUCCAGCAACAGAUUCUGGCGCUGUCGACUGACAAGAGGAACUUCUUGCGGGACCCACCAGCUGGUGUUCAGUUCCACUUCGACAUGGAACACAUGUAUCCUCUGGCUGCAGUGAUGCUGGAGGAAGAUCAGCUCCUCAACCGGAUGCGCUUUGACCUGGUUCUCAAACAUGUGAAGGAGGAGGUGUUUUGGAGGAAUUAUUUCUACCGGGUGUCUCUGAUCAAGCAGUCAGCUCAGCUCACAGCGCUGGCAGCCCAGCAGCAGCAACGGGACAGCGGCGACGGUGUUUCACCUAAGGACGUCGUCUUAACAGACAAUGUCAGACCAAAAACUCCACCGGUGUCCAUCAACGACUUACAGAAGCCACCUCAGGAAGAAGAGGAGGAGAUGUCAACCGGAGUGUCUGAGUUUGUGAGCGACGCUUUCGACUCGACGGCCAUCAACCAGGAGGACCUGAGGAAAGAGAUGGAGCAGCUGGUGCUGGAUAAGAAGGACAGCCCCCCUUCUCCUGACGAUGAGUCCGCAGACUGGGAGAAGGAACUGCAGCAAGAGCUUCAGGAGUAUGAGGUGGUGACUGAGACAGACAACAAAGACGACCAGUGGGAUCAAGAGAUUGAGAAGAUGCUUCAGGCUGAUGACAGCAAGAAAACUAGAAGAACACUGGGAGAGCGCAGACCUCCACCAAGGCUGAUAGUCAACCCGGUCUCAUGGGGAUUCGUGAAACUGUCACGUAAGUUUUAGUUUCGGUUUCGUGCGCACCAACACGAUUUCGUCAUGUUUUUCGUGCCGCUCACCACGAAAUGUUUUUCGCUGUGGUAAUCACAUCUGAAAGUGGUUUAUACCGGUGGAUUCAUGACGAUCUAAGCUGUCCAUCGGCGUAUACUGCUUGUGUG